Suillus subalutaceus is the source of this 1441-nucleotide messenger RNA. RefSeq names its product glycoside hydrolase family 5 protein. Lineage: Eukaryota; Fungi; Basidiomycota; Agaricomycetes; Boletales; Suillaceae. Gene Ontology annotation, biological process: glucan catabolic process. The record is from RefSeq and is a predicted model, not a curated record. The transcript has 15 exons. The annotation marks the transcript as partial. Gene Ontology annotation, molecular function: beta-glucosidase activity. Gene Ontology annotation, cellular component: extracellular region; cell surface.
AAUGAGACAUAUCCUGGCAGGUUUGGUGCUCUCGAGCACGCUUGCUGCCCGUGCGUGGGCAGGGCAACCAACUCAGAUUUAUGGUGUUAAUUUGGGUUCAUGGUUAGUCCUGGAGCCAUGGAUGCUCCCUCAAGAGUGGUUGGAUAUGGGCGGACAGUCAUGUGCUCAGUGUUCAUCAUGCAUUGCAACUGAGUCGUCAUUUGCAAGGGCGUAUCCUGACACCGUCGACGCCGAAUUUGCUCAACAUUGGGACACAUGGUUUACGCAGGACGAUGUCAAUACACUGAAGGCGGCCGGUAUUAACACCGUCAGGGUUCCUCUGGGAUAUUGGAUCGUGGAGGCUUUAGUCGAUAGGUCGCACGAAUCAUACCCUCGGGGCGGUCUUGAUUAUUUGCGUCGGGGCUUGGGCUGGCUGAAAGAUGCCGGGAUCCAAGCGAUCCUGGAUCAUCACGCAUUACCCGGGGUUCAAACGGCUGGACAAAUGUUCACUGGAAAGCGAGUUCCCAUUUAUUUUUGCACUACCGAUGUUCAAUUCUACACUCCGUACAACUAUCACCGUGCACUGGUGUGGACAGCGGUCAUGACUGCGCUUUCUCACCUGGACCCUAAUUUUGGGAGUGUCUUUGCGAUCGAGGCAAUCAAUGAACCCAUUAUGAACGCGACUCUAACACCUAACUAUGGCACCUUCCAAAAGAACUUCGUCGAGGUAAUGCGUGCAGUUGAGCUCACACUCGGAAUAUUUGUGCCGUCAUCCAGUUUAUCACUAUCGGUAUCAGCAUCCGUCUCGAACAACUUCACCGCUGCAUUGAGUGCGACAUCUUCAGCAACCAUAUUCUCGGCGGAGGUGCAAGCGGCACUUUUAGACGCCGUUCCGAUUUUACUAGAGAUUGGAGUAGCGUGCGGUUUGCAGACCAUAUUCGAAGCAUCACCCUUUCAGUGGUCCCGUGAUUCAUUGGUGGCGAACUUUAUGGAUGUGAACUGGCAGCAUGACAACCCUUCUAACCCGGCUGACGUGGCGAUUGGCCCCCAAGCUUAUGACAACCAUUUGUAUUACUCGUUUGGCGGAGUUGCGGCUGCUGACCCGAAGUCUUACAUGAUCAGUAUCUGCAAUCUUACACGUAUCCAGGCUGACGCAGCGGUCGGCAACUCUCCGCUCUGGUUCGGAGAGUGGGGACUUCCGACACAGUUCAAUGCUACGGAUGCGUUCCUCUACCAGUGGGCCGACGCACAGAAGUUGGCCUACAGUAAAGGUGCUGGAUGGAUUUUCUGGAACUUCAAAACUGAAAUAUCAAACCUCACCAACGGGAAUGCCCUCGCAAGGCAAUGGUCUUACCUUGAGGGGUUGAAACUCGGGUUCUUGACCCAGGACCCCGCGGCGCUCCACGAUCCGAACGUGUGUGUUCCAUACACGAACAGUACCACUAAUAGCACUAGUUCAUGA